CUUGGCAGUAGUAGGUAUACCAAUUACUUUAUGUGGAAAGCCAAGUUUCAUUUGUAACAAUGGAUAGGUUAGAAAAGUACUCGGCGUGCGAAGCAAAAACGUUGCGACACAUUUAUGAAUUUUUACAAUCCAACAACAUGGCGAAGACGUGCGCUUGUUUCCUCGACGAAUGCCAUAAGUUUAACAAGCCAAUACCGUCAAAAAUGCCCGAUUCGAACGUUCCUGUCCACAUAUCGAAAGACCGAGCAGCGUCCAUUAUAAAAGCGUUCAAAACGACCUCGGGACCGGAGUUUCUGAAGAUUUGGGACGAAUUGCCGGCCAAAGUAAAACAGCUGGACGAGUACAGGAAGCUCACGUUCUACCUGCACGUUUACUACACCAUUUUAGAAUGUAAAGCUGAAAAAUGCAGCUCAAAGGACGAUGAAAAGCAAGACAGUUCCAUGGACGCUUUCCGUUUGUUUUUGGUUCGGAGGGGAGCAGAAUUUAGCACAGAAACAGAAUUUUUACCUUAUUUCGCUUUGCCUUACGUCUGCGAUCCCACGCAACAUUCUUCGUUUAAAAAUCUGUUCAGGGAAAACCAAUGGUGCGAUUCGCUAAACACCAGAUUGGAGGAUUUUAUUCUUGACAUUGCGAUUAGCACGUCCAUUCUGUUGGUGCCCAGUAAAGAAGCGAAAAAAAGAAAAUUUGAAAAGAAAAACCUUAAGUCAUUAUACCAGGACUAUAAGCCGCUUAACAUUUUGGCCGGUGAGUUAAUAAAUGCUUUAGAAAAUUCAAUUCGAGGACAAACGAUUAAUUUGGAGAUGAUAUUAAAAAACUGUAACGCAGUGAUCGAAUGCAAUGAAGAAUAUCAAAGCACAGCAAUUGAUGAUGAAUGCAAUUUAGGCGUUUUUAAAAUCAAACUCGAACUAAGGGAUGGGAAUAGCACAAAGAACAAACUGCUAAUAUUGCAAGCUUUACGAUGGAGACUUACUAGAUCAGACAAUCGACCACAAACGGUGGCUAUGAUAAAGAAACACGACAUGUUAGAUUUAUGCAAGCCUAAGGCCGAACAAGGUCUAAUGAAAUGGUUAAUGAUGACGAACGGACCACACCCAUUGCAACAAAUGAUAGCCAGAUUACUCAAUGCUUUGGCAUCGUUCAGCAAAGGUCGCAAGUACUUGGCAAGUUCUCCGUUUUUGAUAAAGCUCAUUAUCUCGCAGCUCAUAUCGUCUCAACACUUUUGGGACACCAUCACGUGUAACAUGCUCUUGGGAACAAUACAAAAGCUGAGCACGUGUGCCCGUCAACGGAAACAAAUGAUCGAAAACGGUUUGGCAACUUGGUUGGCCGAUCAGUUGGUGAGAAAAAGCGAAUUCACAGGCGACAGGAACAAAUACGAAAUGUACGAUUUGGAAUACAGCUUAGGGCUUUUCAUGAAUCUCUGCAAAAGUCAAUUGGCCGUCUACGCGUGUAUUUCUCGGGCUCGAAAUCUACUUCAAAGCAUUGGCGUUUUUCUUACAUCUCUCGACGUCGAUAUCUUGCCGUGUGUGUCGAGGAUUUUUUACAGACUUUUAAAACAACAGGAAAUGAUAAGCGUGGCCGUCGAAUGCGGUUUAAUUGCUAUCGUCGAACAGACCAUAGAAAAAAAUAAAAACGUUUACCCGUUGGCCGUUGACCAUUUGUUGGGCGUAAGAGACGUUCUGCAGCAUAGUAAGCACCCGGGCUUGGAUCAAUCGUCAGACGACGAUGAAAACAAUAAUUCUGAUGAUGAAGAUUACGAAUAUCUUGAAGUAGAACUGGACGAAGACGACCCGCUAAAAAUUCAGCCGAACGGCGAGGAAUUCUUAGCUAGCUACAAAACCGCAGACAGUUUGGCCGCAUUGACCAUUGACUAACAUAUUAGCAGAUUACAAUAACAGUUAAUUGUUAUUUCUAUAGUUGAAUUUAUAAAAAUUUUCUAUUACAAUACAGUUAAAAAUAAUUUUAAGAAUCGUUGAUUACCAUAUAUUUUUACAAAAUUAUAUACUUACCAAAUAUCAUGUAUUUUUUCA
Adelges cooleyi (spruce gall adelgid) is the source of this 2030-nucleotide messenger RNA. RefSeq names its product lisH domain-containing protein ARMC9-like. The coding region runs from base 60 to 1874 and encodes 604 amino acids. Lineage: Eukaryota; Metazoa; Arthropoda; Insecta; Hemiptera; Adelgidae. The transcript is spliced from 10 exons. Gene Ontology annotation, cellular component: centriole; ciliary basal body; ciliary tip. The record is from RefSeq and is a predicted model, not a curated record. Gene Ontology annotation, molecular function: protein binding. Gene Ontology annotation, biological process: cilium assembly.